AUGUCCGCCCCGUCGAGUCUCGACUCAUCUUUCAUUCUAGUCGAGGACGACAGAAUUCCAGCGGGACCCUCACCUUUGUCGAAAGAGCAGGUUACAGCCCAAGAAGAAGGUCAACCAGCUUUCCUUUCUUCCCAAAGCCCACCUGCGACGCCUCUUACAACGCCUACUUAUGCACACGAUUGGUCUCUCCGCGCGACGGGAGGGUUACGUAUCGACGGCCGGAAUAUUGUCGAUAGCGCGGGACGUGUGUGUAACUUGCGAGGAGUGAAUCUAUCGGGCUCUUGCAAGACACCAGCAGACCACGACCAUGAGAACUUCCCGGGCGACCACAGGUGCAUCACAUUUGUUGGACGGCCGUUCCCGUUGGAGGAAGCCCAUGAGCACUUUUCGCGUCUUCGCCGGUGGGGGUUGACAUUUAUUCGAUUCCUCGUAACCUGGGAAGCUGUCGAGCAUGGCGGACCUGGAGUGUAUGAUACUGAAUACUUAGAUUACAUCCGCGAACUCCUUUCGUUGCUGCCUAAGUACGGUAUGACAGCCUUCGUCUCGAUGCACCAGGACGUGUGGUCUCGAUACUGUGGGGGGUCAGGCGCUCCGGCGUGGACAUUAGAGGUUGUUGGGUUUGAUUUGCACGCUAUUGAGGAUGCCGGAGCUGCUUGGUUGCAUGGCCAGAGAGGCGGAGGACAUGUCGAGGCUGAGAGGGGAUUGUGGCCAUGUGGCUAUCAGAAGUUGUCUGCUGCAACUAUGGCAACGUGCUUUUGGGCCGGAAAUGUGUUCGCACCGAAGUUGCUGGUCAAGAAUAAACAUAAUCAAGAUGUGCCAAUCCAGGAAUUCUUACAAAACGCGUUCUUGGAUGCCUGGGAUAUGAUUGUGCGGGCAGUUGGAGAUCUUGAGGGUGUUCUUGGGUUCCAGAUGAAGAACGAACCUCAUCGAGGAUACAUCAAUGUUCCGUCGCUGCAUGCUUUCGACUACAACACCGAUCUUCAUUUAUCGCACGUCCCCUCAGCCUUUGAAUCAUUCCAACUGGGUGCUGGCCACCCUACCGAGGUUGCAACUUGGACGCGUUCAUUCCCAAUGCCAACGAAACACACUUCGCAUACCCUCCUUAAUACUUCAAAGACGAAGGCAUGGCGCCCAGAUGGCCCGACACAAGGUCGUUGCCUAUGGGAAUACCAUGAUGUUUGGAGGUGGAACACGACAACAGACAAAGCUGUCGUAUUACGGGAAAAUUACUUUCGGCAACACCCAGAUACCGGAAAGAAGAUCGAUUGGUAUACCGACUUCUACUACCCGUUCGCUGCGAAAUGGAGUGAACGAGUGAGGAUGGCAUCAUCUCCCUCGAAACUAAUAUUUUUGGAGCCUAUUCCGAACGAGUUCUGCCCAAAAUCGUGGACGAAAGAACAACGGCCAGCGAACAUGGUCUUUGUCCCACAUUGGUAUGACUUGAAGUCGUUGUUUGAGAAGGCAUUUGGGAACUUUAGUGUUAACGUCCAAGGCCUCUCCAGAGGCAUGUUCCCUCUCAAAGCGUUCUAUUGGGGUCAAAAGGGCGCCCGAGACAAUUUCUCGCUGCAGAUUAGAACUAUCGUCGAGCAUGGCUAUAAAUCCCUUGGAGAAACACCGGUUAUUUUGGGGGAAUGUGGCAUACCGAUGGAUAUGAACAAAAAGGAAGCCUUCGAGACAGACGACUUUACGUGGCAAGCUCGCAUGAUGGAUGCUAUGCUCACUGGUCUCGAGAAGGCUUUGAUUGGUUUCACACUGUGGAACUAUAAUCCGUAUAACGAUGAUCUGAAGGGUGACGACUGGAAUGGCGAGAACUUCUCAUGGUUCAGUAGGAAACGAGCUCUGCCACCGUCUUUGCUCUAUUAUGAGCAAGACGCUCCGUCGCUCGACAACGGUGGCCGGAUCCUGCCCUCCAUCGUCCGACCAUAUGCAGCCAAGACCGCCGGCGUCCCGCUCGGAGUCGACUACGAGAUGAACACUGGUAUCUUCACCUAUGAAUGGGCCAACCGCUCUGAAGAUGUUUCUGUGCCUACCACCAAGAGCGUGUCGAAUCCUCCUCUCGCCCUGCACACCCAGCUCACCUCCCGCCAAACCGAGAUUUUCCUCCCUUCGCAACUUACACAUUCGCGGAAAGUAAUUGUCCGAGGGCUCGAGAAGGACGACAAGUGGGCGUAUGAUGAGAGCCACCAGACGUUGUUCAUCACAACCCAGAAUGCAACCCCGGGCCACAAGCACACCGUAACUGUGGCCGUCUACCCGCCUCCUAGACCUAUAUUCUUUGUCAACGACUUCUGGAUCGACUUUGGUGGCAGGGUCAGGUCUGUCGUUGUUAUCCUCUUUGCUAUUCUCGUUUAUUGGCUGCUAUUUUGA
Messenger RNA from Cyclocybe aegerita, 2367 nucleotides. The record is from the annotation of a GenBank genome assembly. NCBI's taxonomy places the organism in Eukaryota, Fungi, Basidiomycota, Agaricomycetes, Agaricales, Hemipholiotaceae.